This is a messenger RNA of Syzygium oleosum, 885 nucleotides long. RefSeq names its product reticulon-like protein B9. The transcript has 5 exons. Lineage: Eukaryota; Viridiplantae; Streptophyta; Magnoliopsida; Myrtales; Myrtaceae. The coding region runs from base 40 to 693 and encodes 217 amino acids. The record is from RefSeq and is a predicted model, not a curated record.
CCUAGACGAAAUCAAACUCAUCCCAAGUCCUUGAAAAAAAUGCCAGUCUACCCAUCUGAUUCCGACAACGACACAGCGCCACCGGGGAAACUGUUUGGUCGCACAAGGCCGAUGCACGAAGUACUUGGUGGAGGACAAGUGGCGGAUAUAUUGCUGUGGAGGAACAGAAACUUCUCCGCGGCACUCUUGGCCGGGACGACGUUGAUAUGGUUUCUGUUCGAGGUCGUGGAGUACAAUUUCGUGACCCUCUUAUGUCAUAUCUCCAUCACAGCAAUGCUGGGGAUCUUCAUAUGGCAAAAGGCCGCAGAGAUCAUGAAUUGGGAAGCUCCCCAGAUCCCACAGGUCAUGUUUACGUUUGAUUAUGUCGCUUCAACCUUUCAUGGAAGAUUCAACCAGCUCUUGUCGAAGCUGAUCGACAUUGCAAGCGGGAGAGAUUUUGGUCAAUUCAUAUUGGCAAUUAUCAUUCUCUACGUGUCGUCAGUGAUUGGAAGCUGCUUCAGCUUCUUGAACCUCCUCUAUCUGGGGCUUUUCUGCAUGGAGACGGUGCCAUUCCUGUACGACCGGUUCGAGGAAGAAGUCGACAUGCUGGUUGGCAGGAUGGUAAGGGAGAUGAGGAGGGUUUACAGAAGGUUUGAUGCGCAAUUUCUGAACAAGAUUCCGAGGGGGCCGGUCAAAGAAAAGAAAACCAGAUAGAUUCAUGCUCAUACGACUACAUAGACAUAAAAGUCCGACGAUGCCAGAAGCUUCAUACCCCACAGGAAGAGUUAAUUUCUUUUUGUUGUAAAGUAACUAAGCAUGUAAUUAUAUAUGUAAAUGGUGUCUGCGAAAUUCUUGCAGCUUAGUAAAAAUCAAAUAAGAUGAAUGAAUCAACAGUUCACGUGAGAA